Messenger RNA from Coniosporium apollinis CBS 100218, 3240 nucleotides. Its product is annotated as isoleucyl-tRNA synthetase. The coding region runs from base 1 to 3240 and encodes 1079 amino acids. Gene Ontology annotation, biological process: isoleucyl-tRNA aminoacylation. The transcript has a single exon. The record is from RefSeq and is a predicted model, not a curated record. Gene Ontology annotation, molecular function: isoleucine-tRNA ligase activity; aminoacyl-tRNA deacylase activity; ATP binding. Lineage: Eukaryota; Fungi; Ascomycota; Dothideomycetes.
AUGUCGAUCCAGUUCCCCGCGGAAGAGGAGCGCAUCCUGAAGUUCUGGAAAGAAAUCAGCGCUUUCGAACGCCAGGUGGAGCUUUCGAAGGGUAACAAGCCGUAUACCUUUUACGAUGGACCGCCGUUCGCGACAGGCCUCCCACACUACGGCCAUCUCCUCGCCUCUACGAUCAAGGACAUCAUACCCAGAUAUUGGAGCAUGAAGGGGCGGUAUGUGGAGCGGAGGUUCGGCUGGGACACACAUGGUCUUCCCAUCGAAUACGAGAUCGACAAGAAGCUCGGCAUAAGCGGGAAGGACGCGGUCAUGAAGAUGGGCAUUGAAAAAUACAACGCCGAGUGCCGGGCCAUUGUUAUGAGGUUCGCGUCGGAGUGGAGGCAGACCAUCGACCGACUGGGGCGCUGGAUCGACUUCGACAAUGACUACAAGACGAUGGACACCACAUUCAUGGAGUCGUUGUGGUGGGUGUUCAAGCAACUGUGGGAAAAGGAUGCCGUAUAUCGGGGCUACAAGGUCAUGCCUUAUUCUACAGCACUCAACACGCCCCUCAGUAAUUUCGAAUCUCAGCAAAACUACAAAGACACUCAGGACCCGGCGAUAGUGGUGUCUUUCCCGCUUCUUGACGACCCAAACACCUACUUCCUUGCCUGGACGACUACCCCUUGGACAUUACCAUCUCAUACCGGCCUUGCGGCAAAUCCCGACUUCGAAUACAUCAAAAUUCUAGACCAAGCCUCUGGCAAGCACUUCAUCCUUCUCGAGAAACUCCUCCGUACACUUUAUAAAGACCCGAAGAAAGCGAAAUUCAAGAUAGUAGAAAAGAUGAAGGGGAAAGACAUGCUUGGCUGGCGAUAUCAACCGCUGUUCGACUACUUCUACGAGGAGUUCAAGGACUACGGCUUUCGACUGCUCAACGCGACAUACGUUAGCGAUGACAGUGGUGUGGGUAUAGUACAUCAAUCGCCAGCAUUCGGUGAGGAGGAUUACAAGGUCGCCAUGGACGCCGGCGUCAUCAGCGACAAGCGACUCCCUCCCAACCCAGUGGAUGAGACAGGCUGCUUCACCGCCGAAGUGAGGGACUUCGCCGGAAUGCACGUCAAGGCUGCCGACAAGGCCAUCAUCAAGCACCUCAAGGGUACAGGCAGAUUAAUAGUAGACAGCCAAAUCACGCACAGCUAUCCGUUCUGCUGGCGAUCAGACACCCCCCUCAUCUACCGCGCCGUCCCCUCCUGGUUCGUCAAGAUCCCACCAAUCAUCCCGCAGAUGCUCAAGGGCAUCGAGGAAUCCCACUGGGUCCCCUCAUUCGUCAAGGACAAGCGCUUCGCCAGCUGGAUCGCCAACGCACGCGACUGGAACAUCUCCCGCAACCGAUACUGGGGCACGCCCAUCCCCCUCUGGGUCAGCAGCGACCUCUCGGAGAUCGUCUGCGUCGGCAGCGUCGAGGAGCUGAAAACGCUGAGCGGCUACGAAGGCGAAAUCACCGAUCUCCACCGCGACAAAGUCGACGGCAUCACCAUCCCCAGCAAAACGGGCAAGGGCGAGCUCCGCCGCAUCGAAGAAGUCUUCGACUGCUGGUUCGAAUCCGGAAGCAUGCCAUACGCAUCCUCGCACUACCCGUUCGAGAACGCCGACGCCUUCAAGGCCAGCUUCCCCGGCGACUUCAUCGCGGAAGGUCUCGACCAGACCCGCGGCUGGUUCUACACCCUCACCGUGCUGGGCGUGCAUCUCUUCGGGACGCUCCCCUUCAAGAACUGCGUCGUGAACGGCAUCGUGCUGGCCGAGGAUGGCAAGAAGAUGUCGAAGCGGCUUAAGAACUACCCAGACCCCAGCCUCAUCAUGAACAACUACGGCAGCGACGCGCUGCGCUUGUACCUCAUCAACAGCCCCGUCGUGCGCGCGGAGCCGCUGCGCUUCAAGGAGGCGGGCGUCAAGGAGAUCGUGACGAAUGUGCUGCUGAAGCUGUGGAACUCGUACCAGUUCUUUGAGCAGCAGGUUGCUUUGCUCAAAAAAGUCGCGGAUAUGGACUUCGUCUUUGACCCCGCGGCCGAGAAGAACAACACCAAUGUCAUGGACCGCUGGAUCCUGGCCUCGACGCAGAGCCUGCUCAAGUUCGUGAACGAGGAGAUGGCGGCGUACAGGCUGUAUACGGUCGUCCCGCGGCUGCUGGGCUUGAUUGAGAAUACGACGAAUUGGUACAUCAAGUUCAAUCGACGGCGGCUGAAGGGCGCGGGCGGGAAAGAGGAUACGACGCUGGCGCUGAACACGCUGUUUGAGGUGCUGUUUACACUUUGUAGAGGACUGGCGCCGUUCACGCCGUUCAUCACGGAUAACAUUUACCAAAGACUAUUACCACACAUCCCGAAGCACUUGAGGGGCGAAGAUCCGCGGAGUGUGCACUUCCUUCCUUUUCCGGAGGUCAGAGAAGAGCUGUUCGAUGACGUUAUCGAGCGGAGAGUGAGCAGGAUGCAGAAGGUGGUGGAGCUGGGACGCGUGGCGAGAGAUAAGAGAUCUGUCGGCAUCAAACAGCCACUCGAGACGCUGGUGGUUGUGCAUCCGGAUCAGACGUAUCUGGAUGAUGUCAAGAGUCUUGAGCAGGAGAUCUGCGAGGAACUGAACGUUAGGGAUCUGGUGCUGUCGAGCGAUGAGGACAAGUACAAUGUCCAGUACACGUGCAGCGCGGAUUGGGCGGUGCUGGGCAAGAAGCUGAAGAAGGAGGCUGUGAGAGUCAAAAAAGCACUGCCGGAUCUUUCUUCAGACGACAUCCGCAACUUCAUGAAGAGCGGCGCUAUCAGCGUCGAUGGCAUCGAGCUGGGAGAAGAAGACCUGAUCGUCAAGCGUGGCUUAAAGGAAGACGACGCGAAUAAAGACCAGGAGUUCAACACGGACAAUGACGUCCUCAUCAUCCUGGACGUAGCGAUACAUCCGGAACUCCAGCAGGAAGGUCUUGCGAGAGAGAUCAUCAACCGGGUUCAGCGCCUCAGGAAGAAGGCGGGAUUGGUGCCGACGGAUGACGUGGGCAUGGAGUACCGCAUGCUGUCGGAUCCGGAUGGAAUUGGCAUGGAGAAGGUGUUUGAGAGCCAUAAGGCUAUGAUUGAGAAGGCGUUGCGGAGGCCGGUGGACCAACACCAGAUUACGGAGGUGGAUGGGGAGAUUCCGGAGGGGAAGGAGGAGGUAGUCAUUGCGGAGGAGGAGCAGGAGGUGCAGAAGGCGACGUUUUUGUUGAGGCUGGUGAAGCUGUAG